AGGGUUUGGUUAAGUUGCAGGAACCUCGUCACAGUGGUCCUUUUUGCUGUCUCGCCAUAGCCCGGAGUGCCUCACAAGCGCGAGUCUUCUUCCACAGCCCCGUCAACAAUGGUGGCCGCCAAGAAAACCAAGAAGGCUCAGGAGUCGAUCAACAACCGGCUGGCGCUGGUGAUGAAGUCCGGGAAGUACACCCUGGGCUACACCACGACGCUGAAGUCUCUCCGGGGCGGCAAAGGCAAGCUUGUCAUCAUCGCCAACAAUUGCCCUCCUCUCAGGAAGUCCGAGAUUGAGUAUUACGCCAUGCUCUCCAAGACCGGUGUGCAUCACUACAGUGGAAACAAUGUAGAUUUGGGCACGGCUUGCGGGAAAUACUUUAGGGUUUGUACCUUGAGCAUCACCGACCCCGGUGACUCUGAUAUUAUCCGUUCCAUGCCUACGGAGCAGUCGUAGGAUUCUCGGGCUUAUAGGACUUGGGGAGGCGGAAUUGAAGCAGAGGAGGGUUUCGGUUGCAGUUGAGCUACGCCGUCGUUUGUUUGUUGGCUGGCUAAGGAAAGAUUUUGGGCGGCCACGGUGUAGUUUUUCUCCUUAUUGUUGGGUUCGUGUCUUUCGUACUUGGCCUGACACAAGUAGUGCUAUGCUUCUCCGCAGUAGUGUUUGUAACAUCCCAAGAAUAUGAUUAAGGUCUGUCAUGAGGCAAUGAGCAGUUUCUUUUGCUUAG
This is a messenger RNA of Physcomitrium patens, 718 nucleotides long. RefSeq names its product large ribosomal subunit protein eL30. Gene Ontology annotation, cellular component: cytosolic large ribosomal subunit. The record is from RefSeq and is a predicted model, not a curated record. Lineage: Eukaryota; Viridiplantae; Streptophyta; Bryopsida; Funariales; Funariaceae. Gene Ontology annotation, molecular function: RNA binding; structural constituent of ribosome.